AUCCAGCCAAGCCAACAGCACUCUCGCACUCUUUCCCGUCUCAACGGAACUCUCGAAAAGGAGAAGGAAAGGGAAAAUAGAAACCCGUUUCUUUCUCGAGAAAUCUUAUAUAUUUUCUGGGAAAAUAGUAGAACGGGAAGGUUUCUUCUAUCGAUUUUUUCCCUGCUCGAUUGUGUAACAGGGAAGCAGUGAAGGUGAUGGCCGCAUAUAGAGCUGAAGAUGACUACGAUUACUUGUUCAAGGUGGUUUUAAUUGGAGAUUCGGGUGUGGGGAAGUCGAAUUUGCUUUCGAGGUUCACGCGAAACGAGUUCAGUCUCGAGUCCAAGUCUACGAUCGGGGUGGAGUUUGCCACCCGGAGUUUGAAUGUGGACGGCAAAGUCAUCAAGGCUCAGAUUUGGGACACGGCGGGACAAGAAAGGUACCGGGCCAUCACUAGUGCUUACUACCGAGGAGCAGUUGGUGCACUGCUUGUGUAUGAUGUCACUCGACAUUCUACUUUUGAGAAUGUUGAGAGGUGGUUAAAGGAGUUGAGGGACCAUACCGACCCCAACAUUGUUGUCAUGCUCAUUGGAAACAAGUCUGACCUCCGUCAUCUUGUGGCCGUCUCUACCGACGAUGGAAAAUCCUUUGCUGAGAGGGAAUCACUCUACUUCAUGGAGACCUCUGCGUUGGAAGCAACCAAUGUGGACAAUGCAUUUGCGGAAGUCCUGACUCAGAUCUACCGUAUUGUGAGCAAAAAAGCAGUGGAGACAGGCGAUGAGGGAGCUGCAUCAACCAUUCCCAGCAAAGGAGAGAGAAUAAAUAUCAAGGAUGAUGUGUCAGCACUGAAGAGAGUCGGAUGCUGCUCGAGUUAAGGCUUGUGAAAUUGAGGUCUGUGUUAAGGAAUGUUACUGGGUGUUCUGCCACGAUCACUGUUUCUGUGUAAACCAUGGAUUUAUUUGUGUAAUAUUUUCAGGGAUUCCAACCGGGGGAAGAGAGCAGGAAGCAAUCUUUUUAAGACUUGUAUUUGUUUUCAUGAACGAGAGGUUGAGUUUCAGUAGGAUUAGUGUGUUACAUUUAUUGUUCCAUUUAAAUCAUGGAUGGAAGCACAAAUUAGCACGAAAUCUGCUUGGUUAUAUUGUUGUUGUUAAUACCUUUCCACGAAGGUGGAGGGCUAGUUGUUUAUUUGGUCUAGUUUCGAUCUGAAAUAGUAUCACCUGCAUUCUUCUC
Nelumbo nucifera (sacred lotus) is the source of this 1209-nucleotide messenger RNA. Its product is annotated as ras-related protein RIC2. NCBI's taxonomy places the organism in Eukaryota, Viridiplantae, Streptophyta, Magnoliopsida, Proteales, Nelumbonaceae. The record is from RefSeq and is a predicted model, not a curated record. Gene Ontology annotation, molecular function: GTP binding; GTPase activity.